CCCGCCAAUGAGCUCCGUUGGCUGAAGAGGUGGGAGGCUCAAAGGAGACGGCGGAAGUGGCGGAGGAGGGGAAGGCGAAGCGCACUAGUGUUUUCGUCUUGCUAUAAUGCGCAUAUAUAUAUGCAUCAUUGCAGUAGUGGAGUCUCUGUGGACUUCCACUAUCUGGUUUCCUCUCUCUUCCAUUCCCCAAUUUCAGCACCUCUCCAGAUUUUUGGAGCUAUGUCCGACCCCGAAGCUCUGAUCGACGGCCUAGUCGGCGCCGGCGGUGGAUUUAUCGCUCAGCUCGUCACAUAUCCUCUCCAAACUGUAAAUACUCGGCAACAAAUAGAGAGGGAUCGGAAUGUGAGGAGGAAAUUUGGGGCUUUGGAACAAAUGUAUCAUAUUGUAGAGCAGGAAGGGUGGGAGCGGCUCUAUGGAGGAUUCGCUCCGUCGCUCGUCGGCAUUGUGACGUCUGAGGGUGUUCACAAUUAUUUCUAUCAGAAAUUCAGGAACAAGGCUGAGACCACUGCUCUGGCUGGGUGUGUAAGUGCGCUGUUGACGAAUCCUAUUUCGCUGGUCGUGACUCGCAUGCAGACUCACACAAAGAAAAACCAACUGAAUCAUACAGAUUUGCUGUCUCCCGAGGAUGUGAUUCCUUCUGAAGACGAACCUCCUCCCUUUGGUAUUAACCUUGCGAUUCAAGAAGUCUAUGGUGAGAGGGGAGUCUUGGGAUUUUGGAGAGGUGCUUUGCCUACACUUAUCAUGGUAACCAAACCUUCUAUACAGUUUAUGUUGUAUGAGCCUCUCUUGAAGGAGCUGAAGAAGCGAAAGCGGCUUUCAAGCGAUAAGCAUAACCGUGACGCCACUAGCCUUGAGAUUUUUUUGCUGGAAACUUUGGCAAACCUUGGAGCUACAGUUAUGACGUAUCCUCUUCUUGUUAUCAAGUCACGACUUCAAGCAAAGCAAACAGUUGAAGUCGAAAGACAUCGAUACAAAGGCACGGUGGAUGCUAUCGACAAGAUGAUACGCUACGAAGGUUGGUACGGUUUCUACAAAGGGCUGAGCACAAAAAUCGCACAAAGCGUGCUUGCAGCUGCUCUUCCUUUCUUGCUCAAGGAAAAACUUGUCCAGGGCGUCCAAUGGGUGCUAUUAAAGGCUGGCAUUCUCUUUUUCAAAUUCAUAUGGUCUCUUUAACAAUAACUUAUAAAAUAUUCCAUUUGUCCCAUGUUAUUACGCUUGUAUUCUUAUGUCUCAUUAUAAGCAAAUUUGUCCCAUGUUA
Molecule: messenger RNA, 1258 nt
Organism: Salvia hispanica
Lineage: Eukaryota; Viridiplantae; Streptophyta; Magnoliopsida; Lamiales; Lamiaceae
Source: RefSeq, a predicted model, not a curated record